ACCUUCAAGUUUGUUCUCAUGAUCGCGGCAUGAAGAACAUCACCGAAGCUACAGUAUUUGUACUCAAGGGACUUACAGACAGCACUGAACUGCAGAUCAUCCUCUUUUCUGUCUUUCUAAUAAUUUACCUUCUUACCCUCAUUGGAAAUUUAGGACUGAUAUUUUUAGUCAUUGUGGAUUCCAGGCUCCACAAUCCCAUGUACUGUUUCCUGAGUGUGUUAUCUUCUGUAGAUGCCUGCUACUCCUCAGAUAUAACCCCGAGAAUGUUAGUAGGCUUUAUGUCAAAAAACAAAAACAUUUCAUUCAAUGAAUGUGCAACACAAUCGUUUCUUGCUGUCACUUUUGGGACCACAGAGUGCUUUCUGUUGGCAGCAAUGGCUUACGACCGCUACGUAGCCAUCUACAACCCACUGCUCUACUCAGUGAGCAUGUCCACCAAGGUCUACACUCCUCUUAUCAUUGCUUCCUAUGUUGGUGGAAUUACUCACGCAAUCAUCCACACAGUAGCCACUUUCAGCCUGUCUUUUUGUGGAUCCAAUGAAAUCAGACAUAUAUUUUGUGAUAUACCCCCUCUGCUUGCUAUUUCCUGCUCUGAUACUUACAUAAAUGAGCUCCUACUGUUCCUGUUUGUGAGCUCCAUUGAGCUCGUCACCAUCCUCAUUGUCCUGGUCUCCUAUGGCUUUAUCCUGUGGGCCAUUCUGAGGAUGCACUCAGCUGAAGGGAGGAGAAAAGUGUUCUCUACAUGUGGAGCUCACCUCACAGGGGUGUCCAUUUAUCAUGGGACAAUCCUCUUCAUGUAUGUGAGACCAAGUUCCAGCUAUGCCUUGGAGCAUGACAUGGUAGUGUCAAUAUUUUACACCAUUGUGAUCCCCAUGCUGAAUCCCAUCAUCUACAGUUUGAGGAACAAAGAUGUAAAAGAGGCCAUGAAAAAAGUUUUGAAAAAAUGUUCACAAUAA
Jaculus jaculus (lesser Egyptian jerboa) is the source of this 956-nucleotide messenger RNA. RefSeq names its product olfactory receptor 141-like. Gene Ontology annotation, biological process: sensory perception of smell; G protein-coupled receptor signaling pathway. Gene Ontology annotation, molecular function: olfactory receptor activity; G protein-coupled receptor activity; odorant binding. The coding region runs from base 30 to 956 and encodes 308 amino acids. NCBI's taxonomy places the organism in Eukaryota, Metazoa, Chordata, Mammalia, Rodentia, Dipodidae. The record is from RefSeq and is a predicted model, not a curated record. The transcript has a single exon. Gene Ontology annotation, cellular component: membrane.